Molecule: messenger RNA, 1028 nt
Organism: Echinops telfairi (small Madagascar hedgehog)
Lineage: Eukaryota; Metazoa; Chordata; Mammalia; Afrosoricida; Tenrecidae
Gene: PSMD9
Product: proteasome 26S subunit, non-ATPase 9
Exons: 6
Coding region: 35-718 (227 amino acids)
Biological process (GO): proteasome regulatory particle assembly
Cellular component (GO): nucleus; cytoplasm
Molecular function (GO): protein binding
Source: RefSeq, a predicted model, not a curated record
GCGGGGUGUCUAGAAUCCUGGGCCAAACUCCAAGAUGUCGGAGAAGGCGCCUGGGGAGAGUGAAAGCGUCCCGCGGGCCGGCGCGGUGACCGUCAGCGACGUCCAGGAGCUGAUGCGGCGCAAGGAGGAGAUCGAGGCCCAGAUCAAGGCGAAUUAUGACCUUCUGGAGAGCCAAAAAGGAGUCGGGAUGAGCGAGCCCCUGGUGGACUGCGAAGAUUACCCCCGGUCAGACGUGGACCUGUAUCAGGUCCGAACCGCAAGGCACAACAUUGUCUGCCUACAGAAUGACCACAAGGCGUUGAUGAAGCAGGUGGAGGAGGCCUUGCACCAGCUGCACGCAAGGGAUAAGGAGAAGCAGGCUCGGGACCUGGCGGAGGCCCAGAGCGAGGCCCUGAGCCAGAGCCCAGACCUGAGCCGGAGCCCGAGCGAGAGUCCCUGCCCCACGCAGGCCUUUGCCAAGGUCAACAGCAUCAGCCCCGGCUCCCCCGCCUGCCUCGCAGGUCUGCAGCUGGAGGACACGAUCGUGGAGUUCGGCUCUGUCAACGCCCAGAACUUCCAGUCCCUGCAGAACGUGGCCAAUGUGGUCCAGCACAGUGAGGGGAAGCCGCUGAAUGUGACAGUGAUCCGGAGAGGGGAGCGGCAUGAGCUUAGGCUUGUCCCAACACGCUGGGCGGGCAAAGGACUGCUGGGCUGCAACAUUCUUCCUUUGCAGAGAUGAUCCUCUGGGGGAACAGAAGCAGGGAAGCCUCUCCCCAUGCAGGGACUUCCUCGCUGGGACGCUUACGGAGCUGGAGGUGGCCAACAGCCUGGUGCCGGGGUGGUAGGAAGGCUGUGGCCUCAAGAUGGUCCCGUCUGCAUGAAGGCCUUGUCCAAACCCGACCGGUGCCUCUCGGCUUAGAAACCACGCUACUGCCCUAAGUGGGCAAGGGGGCAGGGACUGUUCUGACAGGGGCUAUAUGGCUUUCUUCUUGUUGAAAAAUCUUUCAUUUCCCCCCAAAUAAAUGCAGUUUUACAGUGUGCUGACAUGA